AUGCUGUCAGCCCAGAGCCUCAAGUGGGGCUCAAACUCAUGAACCAUGAGAUCAUAAACGGAGCUGAAACCAAGAGUCACACGCUUAACUGACUGAGCCAUCCAGGCGACACCCCCCUAAAUAAUGACUUUUUCAGACAUACCAAAGCUAAAAGAGUUCAUUGCCUGAAAGAAGUCUUUAAGAUAGAGAAAAAAUGACAGCAGGUGAAAAUAGGAAUCUACACAAGGAAAGAAAGACAUUGGAAAUUGUAGCUAUAUGACAAUAUGAACAAUUGCUGGGAAUAAUGCAUGGGGAUAGUUUGGAAAGUUUUGAUUUACAAUGCUAAACUAUGGGAUUUUGUUCUCCAUGAAGGAAUAUGCUUAUUUUCUAAAGGAAAACCUCUGAUAAUAUAAUUUUAUUUAGCCUUCCAGUAAGUGUCAAACACAGUAAACCUGUCUCCAAAUUAAAAAGAAAAAGUCUUUACAAGAAUUUUAAGGAGAACAGAUCCCCACCCUGGUAAUCACAUGCACUUGAAACAGCUGUGGCAGGGGGAAGGCCACCACCACUGAGGCAAAAUUUCAAACACAGUUCUCAGUUCUCAGGCUGUUGUCCUGAGUAGGGAAAAUAACUGAAGUACUCCGCAAUAAGAGAAAGGAUAAAAAGUGAUGGCGGGGCACCUGGCUGGCUCAGUCGGUUGAGCAGGUGGUUCUUGACCUCGGUCAUGAGUUUGUUCCUCAUGUUAGGUGUAGAGAUUACUUAAAUAAACAAACUAUGGGAAAAAAAUAAAUGAAGGGAAUCUAGGAUGGAAAACAAUGCUGCCACUAUAAAAAACACCCUAGGAGAAAGCUUAUAGGAAUGGGAAAAUAUUCCCUAUAUAUUGUUAAGCAACAAACAAACAAAAGAACACAACAACAAAGAACACCAAAAGGAGAAAAGAAGAAAAAAAGCAGAACAUAAAAUAGUAUGUAUCCUAUCACACAUUUUAGUUUUAAAUUUAACCAGACACAAAAUAAUAGUUGGACAUUGGUGAAUAUGAAGAGUAUCUUCAACUGGUGAGAUUACAGCUAACUUGUUUUUGUUUUUUUAAGAUUUGUGAUUUUCUCAAAUUUCCUAAUGUUUCUGUAUUGAAAAUGUGUUACUUCUCUAAUAAGGAAAAGAAAUGAAGAUGUUAUUUAAAAUAUUGGCUCCUUAAAUCAGACAUUCUGAGGUUUCUUUACAGACUCACCAAAACCCACUUCUUGCUGCAUUGGGGACUGCACACUCAGCUAGACUUUUGGACUCCUCCUCCAGGGAUUUGGGGUUUUGGUUUAGCUUCAGUUCCUCUCCUCAACUCUGACCUUACAGGAGUGGUCGCUGUAGAUGCGAACCACCCACACACUCACCUUCUGAACCCACGUCGGCUGCAGUGGCCACACUGGGCUAGGUCACAGGUGGGCACUACCUCCCUGCCCCUGGACCUGAGAAGCCUCCAGCUGGACGCCUCACCCCCCCUCCUCACAGAAGGAAUUUCAACCGCUCCAGGACUCCUGGGGAGAGAGAGGACCUUCAUUUCCCUCCUGCUUGGUGAUCACAUGUUUAUGUGCCCUCUGCUAACCACUACUGAGGGCUCUUUGGUGAAAAUGGCCCUGAGAUUACAAAGACUUUGCUGGAGAUCAGGCACCAGUGCUGUGGUGACUUUCUCUGCUGCUCCUUGUGAACCAGCAGACCCAUGAGAUUCACAGGAAGGUUCAUAUAGGCAAAGACUCAUCCUUCCCAGCAAUGCUGCAUAAGUUUGGCCUGGCUGAUUCCUCACCCCUUGUUCCCAACGUCCUCGAUUCCCUCUGGACUGAAAGCAAGAUGCUCCUCCCACCCUUCUUUUCUUAGAAGCCAAGCCCCUUUGUAAUCUAUAUAAGAUUCAUACCCCGGGGAUCCAGGGAUUGCAGAGACUGGCCUUCUGCUCUCACCUGGAGACGAAGCUAGAGACCCAGCUAGGCUCUCCCAGGGAAGUGAGACCACCAUGGCUCAGAAAAGGUUCUGCAUCUGGUUCCCAUUUCUGGUCCUGGUGCUGCUGGCGCUGGGGUACGUCCAGCCUUCUCUGGGCAAGGAAUCCCGGGCCAUGAAGUUCCAGCGGCAGCACAUGGACUCAAAACCCACCAACUACGGCCCCAACUACUGCAAUGAAAUGAUGAGGCGCCGGCAAAUGACAGAUGGACGGUGCAAGCCAGUGAACACCUUUGUACACGAGCCUCUGGCAGAUGUCCAGGACGUCUGCCUCCAGGGAAAUGUCACCUGCAAGAAUGGGCAGCCCAACUGCCACCAGAGUGUCUCAAAGAUGAAUAUCACCGACUGCCACCUGAGGCGUGGCUCCAGAUACCCCAGAUGUACAUAUGAGACCACCCAGGAAGAUAAAUACAUCAUCGUGGCCUGUGAGGGGGACCUGUACGUGCCAGUCCACUUUGAUGAUUCUGUUUAGGUCUCCACCUGAGGCCGGAGCAGUGAGAUGCACCCCCUCGCCACUGUGACCCCUGCGUCUCCCCUCUCCCUUCCCUGCCCUGAGGGAAAUAACUCAAGUUGGUGCUCCUCCCCAGUACACAAAU
Messenger RNA from Prionailurus viverrinus (fishing cat), 2555 nucleotides. RefSeq names its product ribonuclease A family member 1, pancreatic (gene RNASE1). Gene Ontology annotation, molecular function: nucleic acid binding; RNA nuclease activity. The coding region runs from base 1976 to 2431 and encodes 151 amino acids. The transcript is spliced from 3 exons. NCBI's taxonomy places the organism in Eukaryota, Metazoa, Chordata, Mammalia, Carnivora, Felidae. The record is from RefSeq and is a predicted model, not a curated record.